Cynocephalus volans (Philippine flying lemur) is the source of this 504-nucleotide messenger RNA. RefSeq names its product ribosomal protein S17 (gene RPS17). Gene Ontology annotation, molecular function: structural constituent of ribosome. The transcript has 5 exons. Lineage: Eukaryota; Metazoa; Chordata; Mammalia; Dermoptera; Cynocephalidae. The record is from RefSeq and is a predicted model, not a curated record. Gene Ontology annotation, biological process: translation. The coding region runs from base 58 to 465 and encodes 135 amino acids. Gene Ontology annotation, cellular component: ribosome.
CGCUUUAUAGGCCUCUUUUAUGCUUCCUGUUUCCUUUUUGACCAAGAACCCGGCAAGAUGGGCCGCGUUCGCACCAAAACCGUGAAGAAGGCGGCUCGGGUCAUUAUUGAAAAAUACUACACGCGCCUGGGCAACGACUUCCACACGAACAAGCGUGUAUGUGAGGAGAUCGCCAUUAUUCCCAGCAAGAAGCUCCGCAACAAGAUCGCAGGCUAUGUCACCCAUCUGAUGAAGCGGAUUCAGAGAGGCCCGGUGAGAGGUAUCUCCAUCAAGCUGCAGGAGGAGGAGAGAGAGAGGAGAGAUAAUUAUGUUCCUGAGGUCUCAGCCCUAGAUCAGGAGAUCAUUGAAGUAGAUCCUGACACCAAGGAAAUGCUGAAGCUUUUGGACUUUGGCAGUUUGUCCAACCUGCAGGUCACUCAGCCUACUGUUGGGAUGAAUUUCAAAACACCACGUGGAGCCGUUUGAAUCUUUAUGUUGUAAUAUUUUCAAUAAACCUGGACUACA